AUGACAAACAGUCGGUUAAUUCUACACUCUAAUUUUUGUUUAAAAGAUACCUCCGCAACAGUUCCACAAGUGAGCACAUCCACGUCAACACCAACAACACUCACUGGUAAUCAAACUUCACUGACAUCCACACUUUCGAGUCAACCGACAGAAUCUGUGGGGACAACAUCAGCUCCAACUAACACCACAACAUCAAGUACUGUAGGCACAAAUACCUCCGCAACAGUUCCACAAGUGAGCACAUCCACGUCAACACCAACAACACUCACUGGUAAUCAAACUUCACUGACAUCCACACUUUCGAGUCAACCGACAGAAUCUGUGGGGACAACAUCAGCUCCAACUAACACCACAACAUCAAGUACUGUAGGCACAAAUACCUCCGCAACAGUUCCACAAGUGAGCACAUCCACGUCAACACCAACAACACUCACUGGUAAUCAAACUUCACUGACAUCCACACUUUCGAGUCAACCGACAGAAUCUGUGGGGACAACAUCAGCUCCAACUAACACCACAACAUCAAGUACUGUAGGCACAAAUACCUCCGCAACAGUUCCACAAGUGAGCACAUCCACGUCAACACCAACAACACUCACUGGUAAUCAAACUUCACUGACAUCCACACUUUCGAGUCAACCGACAGAAUCUGUGGGGACAACAUCAGCUCCAACUAACACCACAACAUCAAGUACUGUAGGCACAAAUACAACGGGAACAGUUGAAGAAAAUAGUACAAUUAAUGCCAUUAAGACUUCAUUCACAACAAGCACAUCUGUAAUGGAUUUCAAUGCAUCCACAACCAUGUCAGUAUUAACGACUAAAGCAUCUACUGAUAAACUAACUGAAAUAACCUCUACAUUCUUGAGUCAAUCAACGCAAUCCGUCACUAAUUUAUUUACAAACGCUUCGACGUUGACUACCAUUGAAACGACAACCACUACGACAACCUAUGUUAAUAGAGUAACCACAGCGUUUCAAGUCAAAGCAAUUAUAUACGCUAUCACUACUGGCAGGUAUGUUCCAUGGUCAAAUGAUUAUGCUGAUAAAACAACGAGUGCUUAUAAAACCUUGGCUACAAACUACUGUUCUUUGCUAUUGCAGAGUUUACUAACACAAAAUACACAAAUAACUCGUGGCGCAACUUGUACAUUAAUUGGAUUCAUUCAAACUACACUAAAUUCACCUUCUAAACGACAAAUUCAAAGCUCUAACAAUAUUACAACUGAUGCUGUUCAAGGCAAUGCACAAACUGAAUUACAAACAUUAGCUGGUUCACAGUUAAAUCAAGCGCAAUUUUCACAAAUAUUAUUUAGUGGUUAUCAAAAGCUUAAUUUAUCAAGUGGAAAUUAUCUAACCGGAAUUAAUACAACACGGAUUUCACCAACUAUUACAUGUUCACAAACUCGAUCACUUUGUGGUGAACAUGCAUCAUGUCGAAAUACUGACAACGGUGUUACAUGUACAUGUGAUCCAAUGUGGAAAGAUGUAAAUCCAGAUGAUCCAGGAAAAAAUUGUACACUACAUCCUGGAACAAUUGCAUUAAUUGUAUUUGCUGCUAUUCUAUUAACUAUUGCUAUGGCUGCAUUAAUCUAUUUUCUAGUUCGAACGAAAUCAAUGAAACAAUUACGAUUAAAAUAA
Schistosoma mattheei is the source of this 1641-nucleotide messenger RNA. Lineage: Eukaryota; Metazoa; Platyhelminthes; Trematoda; Strigeidida; Schistosomatidae. The record is from the annotation of a GenBank genome assembly.